AUGUCUUCUAUCAAUUUUAGAAAUUUGAUUCAGUGCGUAAUCUUUUUUUAUUUUUUUAUGUCUAUGAAACUAGUGUAUAUAAAAAUUAAUUACACUUUAUUAUAUAAUUGAUAUGGUCAUCAAAGAGUAAAUAUAAAAAAAUAUAAUUUUGAGAAGCAGCCGUAAAUCCGCAACACUUUUGCCACAUUUGCGCUCUACGGACAAGUUGCGAGUCUAAGGGUAUCAACAAGUGAAAAAAAGUUUCUUUUGAACUUUUUGAUAAAAGGUUUUCAUGUAACAAUUUAGUAGAAAGAACAAAAAAACAUUGAAUUUAACAACGAUAAAACACUGUGGGCAUUUUUUUUUAGCUUUGAAAUUUUUCAGUGUUUUCGAUAACGUCAUCAAAGACCCGUGCCGAGCAAUUGACGAAGUUUUGGGGAACUUUGUCGAGGAGGAGUACCGUAUUGAAACGUUCAACUUGGACCCUCUACAAGUAAAAAGAAUGAUUUCGGAUCUUUAAAAUUCGAAUAUUGUUCAGCUUUAUACAUCAAUUUAUGGAAAGCCUAUCGAGACCCCGGAAAAGGCUUUGCAAGACGAGCAGGUGUCUCAGGUUGAUUCGUACGACUUUGUAAGGAGCUAACAGUUCUAUUCAGGUCCUCAGUAAUUCAUUGUCGUUUUUGGCGAAAUGGAGCGAGCUUAUCACCAAUGCACUUUUCAUGACCUACAAACUUCCGUAUAUCGACGAAUUUUUAGAGUUGAGAAUUUUCUGAUUUUUAGACGGAGCGCCAUUUAUAUUUGCGUGCAGCUUGAAGCUCAGCUCCGGUAUUAUUUCCCGUCGGCGUCAAGCGCUGAAGUCGAGCAGAUGGUCGCGCAGUUCGCCUACGAGGUUGUUCAACAACCGUUUCUAGACACGGAUCUUCAGGUGUUCCUGAGCCGAAGCUUGAGUUCUACGAAGAACCAAGUCCGUGCCCUGGGUAAACAGCCGUCUGCGGAUGCGUUCCAGAAGCUCGAUUGCAUUCUGCAGUUUGUUGGGUUCGCCGUUCUUAACCGUGGUGUAAGUCGUUUUUUUCAAUGUUUCCAAAGAAAAAUAGCCUUGUGAACUUUUUAAUAACAUUAUCAGCUAUUUUUUGCAGUAUGGCAACAACAAAUGGUACCUGACGUCACUGAACAAACAAAUCCACACCAUUCACAAGGAUUUCACGUGAGCAACGACGUCAUUCUUGAUGUCAUAAUCACUUGCGUUUAGAAAGUUCGUGAAGGAUUCGGCUCGCGGCGUGAGUCUGGACGAUGUGUAUGGCCUCAACGAGUACACGCAGUUCGAUCCCUUCCAGAAGCCUACGUUGAGUCUUCUGGAGAAGCACGUCUACACAGUUGUCGAGCAGCUCCAGAAGAAUGCCACAAUUGUUUGUUGAGCUCUUUCCUUCCCAAACGAUCAAGGUUUUCCGGUCUGUGACAACAAGAAAGAGCUCAUUUCGACGUUGAUUGCGUCGGCCAAAGUGUCACCGUCGGGCGAGAAUGACAAGACCAUUCUCCUACAGCUGCACCCCUCGCCGACCGAGAGAGUCGUCAACGGGAUCGACGUUCAGGAAUUUGCCAGGUUCCUGGUAAUCAUAAGGAAGACUCAUUUCACCUCUCAGAGCGAAAAAACUUGUCGUCGACCUUCUUUUGUGCGAACUCGCAGGCUCCACUUUGCCUCAGUUGCUCAACGCCUCUCCUACAGUCUCCAAUGAAGAACUUCACAAAUCCCUAUUCGGAGAUGAUCAGAUGUAGGCUAUAGAAGCGAUUUUCCGAGCAAUCAGUUUUUUUUCUCAGCACUUCUAUCAGAGAGAAGCAGAGAAACUUGAAUGAGAGUUUGAAUAACCUCGAGAAGGAUGGCCGUUCCAGCAGUUCGGAUAACUAUCAGAGUGUUGUGACGGAUAUCGCUAAUGUCAGUCGUAUUUGUCGAAUUAAGUCUUGAAAAGAAUGAACUACAGGACAUUCGUCUUCAUGCGCGGCGGCAACGAGAACGCGCCGAGCAGAAAAAAAGCGUUCAAGAAGCUAGGGAGAAGCUUCUGGUUCAGCGUGAAGAGUUGAAGGCGAAGCUUGCGCAGUACGAAGAGUACCUGGAGACGUGUCUGCAGAACCUGACCCGCACCAGCCGGUAGAACAUUUCCUAGGAACUCCAGAGUGGUCCCUAUAACCUUAUAAGUCAUUAACUAAAAUACCUAUAGGGACCACUUGAGCUUUAGGAGCCAAGGGAGCAGACCGUAAACUCCUAUUGGGAUCACUUUUCGGCCCCUAUAGGGGCUGUUUGUUCCCUCAAUCACUAUAGUUAUCACUCUGGAAUCCCUAAGUUCAUCAGUGGUUUCUUCAAUUUGCGUGAUUUCAGAAGACUUUCUUUCCGUCCGGUUACAGAGAAGGCCGGCAAGAUUCAGAAACAGCGCGCUUCCCUAGACCAAGCCAAGUCAUACAAAAGCUCGGCCGAAAAGCUUUUCAGGUCUUUUUUACCUGUUUUUCAAUUCUAGAAGUGAUUUUUUUUCAGAAAAGGUAUUCUCGUUGACGUAAUCGGAAUACAGACGCCCAAGCAGAUGUCCAAGCUCUCGGUGGAGAUCGGCUCGACGGCCGACCUCGGAAUUUUCUCAGUGUCGCUACUCGACUCGAACAAGACCGUCGAGACUCAUUUACUCGAAUUCCAGGCACUUUUGAGCUCUAUCUUCACAGUUCCAAUCGUCUUAUUUUGCAGGAUCUUCUGAAGGCGGAUUCGAACGAGGAACAGAAGUACAUGCUGCAGGAUCGUGUCGUUUUCGACGUCCCUCAUCUCAUUCAAUACAUCAACAAAAAGUUUUUCAACAAAUGA
Messenger RNA from Caenorhabditis auriculariae, 2815 nucleotides. The record is from the annotation of a GenBank genome assembly. Lineage: Eukaryota; Metazoa; Nematoda; Chromadorea; Rhabditida; Rhabditidae.